Messenger RNA from Cebus imitator (Panamanian white-faced capuchin), 2063 nucleotides. RefSeq names its product 5-aminoimidazole-4-carboxamide ribonucleotide formyltransferase/IMP cyclohydrolase (gene ATIC). The transcript has 15 exons. Gene Ontology annotation, biological process: 'de novo' IMP biosynthetic process. The record is from RefSeq and is a predicted model, not a curated record. Bases 319 to 1959 code for a protein of 546 amino acids. NCBI's taxonomy places the organism in Eukaryota, Metazoa, Chordata, Mammalia, Primates, Cebidae. Gene Ontology annotation, cellular component: cytosol. Gene Ontology annotation, molecular function: phosphoribosylaminoimidazolecarboxamide formyltransferase activity; IMP cyclohydrolase activity.
GGGGCGUGGGCAUAUCGCUGGCUCCCACGCCUUAACUUUGGGAUAGCAGGCGGGAUCCUUUCCAGCCCAAGCUCCCGGCCCAGGCGCGCCACGCGCAGCCCCGCCCCACCCCGCCGUCCCCUUCCGCCCCUGGGCAGCGAUUUUUCCUAUGAAAUUGCGCAGAGCAGGGAGCGGGGCGGGGCCGGCGGGCCACGUGGCAAGACGGAGACAGCUCCGCCCACCGGCUUCCUGAGCCGCUGCUCCUGGCCGCCCUCCUCCCUGCACACGUGGUGUCGCCGGUGCUGCCUCCCGCUAGCCCCGGACCCAGCGCCUGCCGUCAUGGCUCCCGGCCAGCUCGCCUUGUUCAGUGUCUCUGAUAAAACCGGCCUUGUGGAAUUUGCAAGAAACCUGACCUCUCUCGGUUUGAAUCUGGUCGCUUCCGGAGGGACUGCAAAAGCUCUCAGGGAUGCUGGUCUGGCAGUCAGAGACGUCUCUGAGUUGACAGGAUUUCCUGAAAUGUUGGGGGGACGUGUGAAAACUUUGCAUCCUGCAGUCCAUGCUGGAAUCCUGGCUCGCAAUAUCCCAGAAGAUCAUGCUGACAUGGCCAGACUUGAUUUCAAUCUUAUAAGAGUUGUUGCCUGCAAUCUCUAUCCCUUUGUGAAGACAGUGGCUUCUCCAGGUGUAACUGUUGAGGAGGCUGUGGAGCAAAUUGACAUUGGUGGAGUAACCUUACUGAGAGCUGCAGCCAAAAACCACGCUCGAGUGACAGUGGUGUGUGAACCUGAGGACUAUGUGGCAGUGUCCACAGAGAUGCAGAGCUCCGAGAGCAAGGACACCUCCUUGGAGACUAGACGCCAGUUAGCCUUGAAGUGUGUAUUUUUACUUUCAGUUCUAAAUGGAGCCCCUGGAUUUAUAAACCUGUGUGAUGCUUUGAACGCCUGGCAGCUGGUGAAGGAACUCAAAGAGGCGUUAGGUAUUCCAGCCGCUGCCUCUUUCAAACAUGUCAGCCCAGCAGGUGCCGCUGUUGGAAUUCCACUCAGUGAAGAUGAGGCCAGAGUCUGCAUGGUCUUUGAUCUCUAUAAAACCCUUACACCCAUUUCAACGGCAUACGCAAGAGCAAGAGGGGCCGAUAGGAUGUCGUCAUUUGGUGAUUUUGUGGCAUUGUCUGACAUUUGUGACGUACCAACUGCAAAAAUUAUUUCCAGAGAAGUCUCUGAUGGUAUAAUUGCCCCAGGAUAUGAAGAAGAAGCCUUGACAAUACUUUCCAAAAAGAAAAAUGGAAACUACUGUGUUCUUCAGAUGGACCAGUCUUACAAACCAGAUGAAAAUGAAGUUCGAACUCUCUUCGGUCUUCAUUUAAGCCAGAAGAGAAAUAAUGGUGUCGUCGACAAGUCAUUAUUUAGCAAUGUUGUCACCAAGAAUAAAGAUCUGCCAGAGUCCGCCCUCCGAGACCUGAUCGUGGCCACUAUUGCUGUCAAGUACACUCAGUCCAACUCCGUGUGCUACGCCAAGAACGGGCAGGUUAUCGGUAUUGGAGCCGGACAGCAGUCUCGUAUACACUGCACCCGCCUUGCAGGAGAUAAGGCAAACUACUGGUGGCUUAGACACCAUCCACAAGUGCUCUCGAUGAAGUUUAAAACGGGAGUGAAGAGAGCAGAAAUCUCCAAUGCCAUCGAUCAAUACGUGACUGGAACCAUUGGCGAGGAUGAAGACUUGAUAAAGUGGAAGGCCCUGUUUGAGGAAGUGCCAGAAUUACUCACUGAGGCAGAGAAGAAGGAAUGGGUUGACAAACUGAGUGAAGUUUCUGUCAGCUCUGAUGCCUUCUUCCCUUUCAGAGAUAAUGUAGACAGAGCUAAAAGGAGUGGUGUGCUGUACAUCGCGGCUCCGUCCGGCUCUGCUGCUGACAAAGUUGUGAUUGAGGCCUGCGACGAACUGGGAAUCAUCCUCGCUCACACGAACCUUCGGCUCUUCCACCACUGAUUUUUAUCACACCUUGUUUUAUGGUUUGCUUAUAUGUAGGUGAAACUUUGAGACUAACUUUAAAAAAAAAUAAAACAGUACAUCUUAAUCACUGGAUCGAUCCA